Molecule: messenger RNA, 1425 nt
Organism: Moneuplotes crassus
Lineage: Eukaryota; Ciliophora; Spirotrichea; Euplotida; Euplotidae
Source: the annotation of a GenBank genome assembly
AUGUCAGCAGGGCUUGCAAAUAAAAAGACUAUUGGAAUCUCUAAGCUUCCAAAAGGAGAGUUUCCUUCUAAUAUCCAUAUCCUGAAAGGUGCUUCAACAGACGAGGCGACGAUGAGCAGAGGGAUCGGUGCGAAAGUAGGAGCCAGGAAGUCAGGAAAGUUAUUUAGUGACUUGACAAUUCAGACCCUUCCUAAAUUUAAAGAUGUCCAAGCUUCGCACAGACAUGAACUUUUCAAAGCAAAGCUAAAGGCAUGCUGUGUUAUCUGUAAUUUUAAGGAUGAGAAAGCAGAUGUUGACCUUAAAGAACAGAAAAAGAAUACUCUUUUGGAACUCGUUGAUUACCUUAAUGCUGAUAAUACGGUAUUCAACACUGGUGUCUUCAAAUCACUAAUGGUCACAGUGAAUGCUAAUUUGUUCAGAACCCUAGGAUGUGGUUCUCCACAGCAAAAAUCACCAACUCUUGACCCAGAUGAGGAUGAGCCAAAUCUGGAAGAAGCUUGGCCUCACUACCAAGUUGUAUAUGAACUACUUUUGAGGUUUAUCAUGAAUCAUGAAAUGGAUCCAGCUGAUAUUAGAGGACACUUGGAUGAAACCUUUAUUCUAAAAAUGUUGGAACUAUUUAACUCUGAAGAUCCAAGAGAAAGGGAUUAUCUCAAAACUAUCCUACACAGAAUAUAUGGCAGAUUCAUGCCAAUGAGAGACUUUAUCAGAAAAAGUAUCAUGAACUUCUUCCUCAAGAUAGCUUUUGAAUACGAAGAGAACAAUGGAAUCUCUGAAUUAUUGGAGAUCCUAUGCGCUAUAAUCAAUGGAUUCAAGAGUCCAUUAAAGGAUAGUCACAUUUUCUUCCUUGAGAAGGCUCUUCUGCCACUGCAUAAGGUCUCAAACCUUUCAGUUUUCCACACUCAGUUGCAAAACUGAAUACUUCAAUUUCUAGAAAAAGACAUAUGCUUGUCCAAUAAGAUCAUCGCUUAUUUAUUAAAAAUCUGGCCAAUAACCAAUGCCUCAAAGGAAGUGUUAUUUCUUCAAGAGUUAGAGGAAAUCUUUGAGAUGGCAAGCAGUCACGAUCUAUCUAACAUCCAUGUUAGCCUUUUCAAGAGAUUCUCUAAUUGCGUAAUCAGCAAUCACUUCCAGGUAGCUGAAAGGAUCCUGUUUCUGAUCAAUAAUGAACAAGUUCAAAAGAUGGUGUCUGAUAACAAAGAAGUUGUACUCGAAAUUAUUAUGAAAGGGUUAACAAAAUCCUCAAAAUCACAUUGGAACUCUACUGUUCAAUCCAUGGCUGCUAAUGCAUUGAAGUCAUUGACUGAGAUAGACAAGCCCUUAUACGACUCCUUGUCUGCUAAGAUCGCCUCACAAGAGGAAGAAUCUUCAAAGAGAGAGCAUGAGGUCAGCUCCCAGUGGGAUCUUCUAGCUCAUGAGUUUUCAUAA